Messenger RNA from Neodiprion fabricii, 3872 nucleotides. RefSeq names its product UPF0047 protein YjbQ. NCBI's taxonomy places the organism in Eukaryota, Metazoa, Arthropoda, Insecta, Hymenoptera, Diprionidae. The coding region runs from base 374 to 787 and encodes 137 amino acids. The transcript has 3 exons. The record is from RefSeq and is a predicted model, not a curated record.
CUUCAGGCACACCAUGCAAUCCUUCCACCGUGGUGCAUGUCAAGUUAAUCGUUAUCUUUUCUAACCUGUCGUAACCUCACGAGUUGAGACACAGUCGUGCAUACUGUAGAUGAAGGAAAAAUAAAUCGAAAUGUGGCUCGUAUUCUCGUCGUCGUAACCACAGCAUCGAAAGUACGAAACGUUGAAUACCUGUAUUCGUUGAUUCCGUUAUCCAUUAAAAGGGAAGAAAAGGAGAUGAAAUCGUUCGUUUUAGUCAGACUAACGGAGAUGAUUACCGCCAAUGUACUAUCGUGAUUUAGUAUUUUAUUUACUGUGUUGUGGUGGGGUACGCUUUCACGAAAUUUGAGUUGCUGCGAUCAGCUGUGCUACGAAUAUGGCUUCAUCGAACAGGGGUAUACAAAUUGGCUCUGCCUGGUUUCAAAAAAAAAUCAACCUCAGACCACAACAUCGAGGAGUCCACUUGGUCACUGAAGAAAUAUUACGACAGAUUCCAGAGCUUUGUCAAUUUUCUGUAGGCCUGUGCCAUAUACAAAUUCUUCAUACGUCCGCCAGUUUGGCAUUGAACGAAAGUUGGGAUCCAGACGUGAGAGAUGACAUGGAAAUGAUGCUCAACAAAAUCGUUCCAGAAGGAAUGCCUUACAGACAUAGCUGUGAAGGUCCAGAUGAUAUGGUCUCUCUCAAACUUGGCUUGAUGGAAGCCUUGUUGAUUUUAGCUUUAGGCACCAAGCUCUUUUUCUCUGUUGCAAAGGGGUUCUUUCAAUAUAGUAAUUGUGAAAUUUUCAAGUAAGUUCUCUUAUCAUGUAUCCAAUUAGCCUUAAUCUGAGUGCUUUAAAGAGUUCUUUACUGAUAUUACAUGAGAAAUGGGAAUUUUUUCGUAAAUCCUUGGAUUCAACCUUAAUUUAUUAUUUGUUACAACUACGAUUUUCCUUUUAUUGCGGAGUUUUUGAUCACAUCGCAAUCACAUUUGAAGAAAAGGUAAUUUUGCAGUUCUUAAUUCAAAAUAGAUGAUUUUUGCGAAAUUGAGUAUUAUUUCAGCUAACCCGUGUUAUUAGGCAUUCAAUCACAUUACCACACAUCACAAUUUAGUAUAUUAAUCUUGGUUUCAUUUCAUGCAUUUCAUGAUGCUUUGAUUAUAACUGAUUAUAACUGAAAAUUUAUAGUUCUCGAAAGUAACACAUUCAAUUUUUAUGCUUCCUCUACAGUAAUAUCAUGGUAUUAUCAAUUUCUAAUAGAUAUAGGAAGUCAUGUUUUUGAUAAGAUUGAAGUACAAAAUGGUUGCGAAAAUCACUAUUUUCAAAACAAAUUGCUAAUUCACAUAGUUCCAAUUUGAAAUUUGUCCGAAAUGCAGGAAACUGUUACAGAUUUAAUAAAGCAAAACUUACUCAUUUUGUAUCUAUGGAUUGUUGUUUAUGAUAUUAAAAUAUUAAAAUUUGAAUAGUAUAUUUGCGAAUGUGAUUAAAUCCUCAGUGAAGCAUAUUUGUUCACUUGACUGUUGUAUUUCUAAAAUAUUCUGAUCAAUUUUUGUUCAGAGUUGUAAAGUUUUAAAAAAAUUCAAGUUUAUUAACAUAACAGUAUAAAAAAGUAGUUUGAAAAAGCAUCAUUACUUCACAAUUUGAUAAAUAUCGAAAUGCUGAAAAUCGUAAAUAACCGUCCAAAUAAGACAUGACAAAUUAAAACCUGUUUUUUUGAAGAUCAUUGUAAACUGAAUCACCAAUACCAUGAUACACAAGGGAAAAACGUUUUUGUACUGAAGGUACUCCUUCAGAAUUUGAUUGAACAAUUUAUAGAGAAAAUUCUCAUUGUUGGUGUAUAACUCGUGAGAAAAUCUUUAAAGAGUAACCAAAUGGAAAUAUUUUUUAUGCCGUACGAAAUAAUUUAUGUGAAUUGUAAGAGAAGACUAUAAUAUUGAAAGCUGAAAAUUUCAUACGUGUUAGAUUGAAAACCUUUUAUAACAAGUGGGAAAGCUUGGUGUACAAGUACAAUUUCGUUUAGACUUGAGGGUAAAUGGGCGGCAGUAUGUGAAGCAAAAGAUAGGAAAAAUGUGUACCUGUUUACGUGUUAAAACCUGUACCUGUUGUUUGUGCCAAUAACAGUGAACACAAAUAAAGAAGCAUCUCUACCAUGUAAUAGAAAUAAUUCUGAACAAAAUUGACUAACUCAAACUAAGAUAUUAAGCUUUUGAGAAACAGCUUGAUAAUUGGAAGGUUGAAAAUAUUCAAACUCUGGUGACCUUGAUCCGAUUGUAAUGUUUUAGACUCAUGUUGCUCACUGAUCAGGGCCUCAAAAAUUGUUUGAAAAACAUUUAAGAAAUUUUAUGUUUUAAUAUAGUUUUAGCGUGCAAAUGUAAUUGUUGACGAAGAUCUUUUGGACUCUAGUUAUACACAAAUCUAUCUUUAUCUACUCUGGAGAUAUAUAUUUGUAAAUUUUGUUCAAAUCAUAUCUGUAGAUCAGUUUGGCGAACAAAAUAAGCCCAAAAAUAAGGGAACCUGAUCAAAAACACUAGAGGCUGAGUUUAAUCAAUGCUCUAAUUAUAAAAUCUUUGCUCAACAUGUUGAUAUCAUAGCUUUUGAUAUUCGAAUUUGCUUAAAAUGAUUUCUGAAUAGUAGGAAUAUUAUCCCAUCUCUGAGCAACAUCAUUGGCACAAAUAACACUGCUGGUGAUUUUUUGAACGAAUUUUGCUCUUUUCUUGAUUUUUGAUUUAGAUGGUGUGACCUUUUCCGCCUUUACGCAAUCCCUUAAAAUUUCUUUUCCAUAUUCAUUGGUAAGUUUUAAAAACAUUCUACAUCAUGAUACAAGGCUAGGUAGUUUCGAAGGACCUGGUAAAUGCAGUAUUGUUAAUUGCAAUCUUGUGUAGUACAGUAGAGCGUCGAUCAUUAUCUACGUAUAAAAAAAUAAAAACUCAUUAGGACCGGGUAUUGUUCGGAUAUUAAAAAAUUCGGAUAACCGAAGAGCAAUAUCAAUCGGGGAAAAACCAUGUAACGCUCAAAAUCCAUAGAUCAUUAGAAUAUCUAAUAUAUAUAUUCCGCAAAUUUACUCGAAUCAUUCACCAACCAGAGGACAAUUGGAAUAAUAUUGGCCGAUCCAUUGCAAUCGUCUUUCCUCUAAGCCAAACUAUCACCUUGUCUAGUCGACAUCAAUUCUACAAUACUAAGUAUUAAGUUCAUCAGACUUCGUACAAAACCAUUCAAGGACAUACUCAAUAUAUAUAUCGCAGAUAUAUCCAAAUAGACCAAAAAAUUACCAAAUAGGAUUAGAAUAAGGAAGCAUGAGAGAGCCGGAAAAAAAGAAAAGUCGACAGUAGAUAUAGCCAAAUCGGCGCAAACAAGACCGAAAAACUGAUAGCUAUAGCAUACCCAGAGCUAAAUUUAGCACGCCGAUAGAGAGAGGGAGGCCGCCCAAAAUGCAUAUAAACAGAAGUCGGCACAGCAACAGUAGGUACACACUGAUUAUGCGUUCUGCUUUUGAAGCCCUAAUCUGCCAAGCCAAACAAUUAGCUGAGGCCUCUCAGCUGAUUUGGUCUUACAUUUAAAUUCUCGUUUCGAAUACCUGCAUUCAAUAUUCAACUCUUCAUAAAAUAUUCUCACUAGAGAUUUCUAAGAUAUCUUUUUGCCUAGCGUAUCUCUCGCAAAUACCAAUAACGAAUUUAUUAAUUAGUUAUCAUUUAACUAACGAAUAUUAAUUAUAAUCUUUACGAUUAAUCACGUCAAGUAGUUGGCGCCGAUAUUACGCUAUCUUUAUUUAUUUUUUUUAUAUUAUAUUUAUGAUUAUUUCUAUAUUUGAUUGCUUUCACAUUUUAUGUUUUAUUAUUUUUUUAUAUCGCAUUCCUUUAGCGACACUGUUCGUAAUAAAACUUUUUCUUUUUUUCUUUUUAA